Messenger RNA from Ectocarpus siliculosus, 654 nucleotides. Lineage: Eukaryota; Phaeophyceae; Ectocarpales; Ectocarpaceae. The record is from the annotation of a GenBank genome assembly.
AUGCCCACGCAUGUGUGGCCGAGGGAAGGGGAGCAGCCCUGCCGGCAGGACGAAGCAGCGAUAGAUGCAGCGAUAGAUGACUUCCUGUCGGAAGCCCACGCGGCCGCACCCAUCUUCGCCGGCAUGGUUGUGGAGAUCAUGCCGGAGACCUCCUCCGCACCGCCCGAUAUCCGCAAGAGGUGGUGGGGGCUUGUAGGGACCAACAACAAGGCCGUGACGAGACAGGGCGGUGGGGGGGCGGGAACCGGCGAUCACGGCGAUCGGGUGAUGCUCGGAGCACCCCGUACGGGGACGAGGGCGAUACCCGUGGAACGAUCGCGGGUGGCGGAAGUCCAUCGUGUUCCACGUGAGGGUCCUGGACGCAUGGGCUGCGGCGGACAGCAAAGAAGGCGUCCAACGACAGCAGCUUCGGCGCAAGCUGGAGCGCCGCGCUCACUUCGCCGGCUUGGGCCUCGACCUCCUUCCUGUAAGCCUCGAAAGAGGUCGAGGCGGCUUGGGGGUUGUGGACCGCCGGUGAGGAGAGCGCGGCGCUCCAGCUUGCGCCGAAGCUGCUGUCGUUGGACGCCUUCAAAGCGCACCAUCAACUUGCCCAAGGGCAAAAAGUUCCCCCAUCUGGAGGACCUCCGCCGCCGGUGCAACGGCAUCCCGCGGUGA